Messenger RNA from Glycine soja, 1936 nucleotides. RefSeq names its product transcription factor FAMA-like. Bases 361 to 1650 code for a protein of 429 amino acids. Gene Ontology annotation, biological process: guard cell differentiation; stomatal complex development; positive regulation of DNA-templated transcription. The transcript has 5 exons. Gene Ontology annotation, molecular function: DNA-binding transcription factor activity; protein dimerization activity. The record is from RefSeq and is a predicted model, not a curated record. Lineage: Eukaryota; Viridiplantae; Streptophyta; Magnoliopsida; Fabales; Fabaceae. Gene Ontology annotation, cellular component: nucleus.
CCUUCCUCAGCGCCCCCACACUGCCACACAUAACUAUUGUUAUUAUUGUUAUAUAUACAUAACACACAAAAAACCAUCACUAUAUACCACCCUUCAAUUAAACAAUAACGUACCCAUUUUUCCAUAUCGUCCUCUUCUGGUGGUCUACUCGUGGGGUACACACCCCUUUCAUGAUUCUGUUCUACAAAAGUCUUCAAGUACCCCACUUGACUUUCUCCCUUGUCUCCUUCCAAUUUCGAUUCCCUCAAUCCUACCAGGUGGAGGGCCCUGAAGAAACUUCGGUGUGAGGUUUUGUCUUUACAUGAAGUGAGGUCCAUUAGGGUUUCUCUCGAUUAAAGCCAUCUUUAUAGGCUAAUAGGAAUGGAGAAAGAUCACAACUAUUCGGCACCACCACCAUCCAUGCCUCCAAUCUUCAACACAUUAGACUACUCUCUAGACCAACAUCAUUUGUAUGCACCAAAUCAACACCAACAACACCUGAUGAAGUUCCAAGGUUCCGGUGAUGAAAACAACAAUGGAUCAAUGGUGGAUUACAUGCCUCAAACAACACCCCCACAUGGCUUUUAUGGUGCUACUAGUGCCGCCACAACAUCCUAUGACAAACUGAGUUUUGCAGAUGUGAUGCAGUUUGCAGAUUUUGGACCAAAGUUAGCUUUGAACCAAGCAAAAAACUGUGAAGAGUCUGCAAUAGACCCGGUUUAUUUUCUCAAGUUUCCCGUGUUAAACAACAAGAUGGAGGAGGAUCAGCAGAAUAUGAUGAUGAAUAAUGAUGACCCUGAUGGUGAUGAAGCAGAAAAUCAUCAUCAUGAUGAGAGGUUCAACAACUUGGUGAGUGUGGAAGACAAAGAGGGAAUGAUGGUGAGAGAGGAUGAAGAGACUACACGGGUUUCCGACGACAACAACUCGGUGCAGAUUCGGUUUCUUGGGCAUGAAGAGCCUCAGCAGAAGAAUAAUUGUGCAGUGCAGGAGAACAAGAACGGCAAGAGGAAGAGGCCAAGAACUGUUAAGACAAGUGAGGAGGUUGAGAGCCAGCGCAUGACUCACAUAGCGGUUGAAAGGAACCGUAGGAAGCAAAUGAAUGAGCAUCUUCGUGUCCUUAGAUCCCUCAUGCCUGGUUCAUACGUCCAAAGGGGUGAUCAAGCUUCCAUAAUUGGGGGGGCUAUAGAGUUUGUGAGGGAAUUGGAGCAACUUCUUCAGUGUUUGGAGUCACAAAAGAGGAGGAGGCUACUUGGAGAAGCUCAAGCAAGACAAGUUGGGGAUCCAUCUCUUGCAACACAACAACAGCCUCCAUUCUUUCCACCUUUGCCUAUUCCAAAUGAGCAGAUGAAGCUUGUGGAGAUGGAGACCGGACUCCACGAAGAAACCGCGGAGAGCAAGUCUUGUUUGGCUGAUGUUGAAGUGAAGCUUCUAGGAUUUGAUGCCAUGAUCAAAAUCCUAUCAAGGAGGAGGCCAGGACAGCUGAUCAAGACCAUUGCUGCUCUUGAAGAUCUUCAGCUUAUCAUCCUUCACACCAACAUCACCACCAUUGAACAAACAGUUCUAUAUUCAUUCAAUGUCAAGGUGGCUAGUGAUUCAAGGUUCACCGCAGAAGAUAUAGCCAGCUCCGUCCAGCAGAUAUUCAAUUUUAUUCAUGCAAACACUAGCAUGUGAUAAUAAUUAUAUGUAGCUAUUAUAUAUGUUGUGUGGUAGUGUAGGUGCUGUAGUCGUACAAGAAUCACUUGUGAUUUCUAUAGUUGUCUUUAUGAGAUAAAAAUAUUGAUUUUACACCGCCGCUUGCAUCCUAAGUCGUUUGGAUUUACUAUUGUCAUUGUUGUAAGGGGUGACUGAACAAGAUGAUAUGGCUAGUCUUUCUAGCUAUCGUAUAUUUCUCUCUCCUAAAAGUAUCACAUUGUAUCAAAGAGAAACUAUGGAUACGUUAAAGAUGAAUUAAUUUUUC